GCGCCGCGGGGCUGUUGUGGUGCGGGAGCGGCGCGGGAUGAGCGGCGUGCCGGGGCUGAAGGAGGACUGCGAGGAGCUGCUGGGCGCCUUCCAGCAGGCCGACACCGUCCGCUUCGAGCGCUUCGCCGAGCUGUGGCGGGAGCGCCGCUUCCACACCAUCUUCUAUGGUAAAAUGAGAGCUUUGGAGAGGAAUAAGAUCGCAGAGAAGACUCUAGAUCUGGCCCAGCAGUACUUCUUUCCCCCCUACUCCUUCCAGAUCCGAGUUGGUGCUCUGUACCUUCUCUAUGGGCUCUAUAAUGUCCAGCUUUGUCAGCCAAAACAAAAGAUCAGAAUUGCACUCAAGGAUUGGCCUGAAAUCCUGAAAUUUCAGCAGGAUCUGCUUGACUCCCAGCACUAUGAUGCAGCCUAUAUCUUCAGGAGGCUGCGACUUGCCAGAGCCUUCUAUUUCACAGCAAUGCCUAAGCUACUGACCUACAGAACUAAGAAGAAGAUUGAAGAAAAUUAUGUUAAAGAAGAAUUUAAGGACCCGAGUAACAGAGUAAACAGCCUCAUCACUAAUGAUGUAUUGGAGGAACUGAUGAAUAUUCACGACCACUACCAGAAAAUGAAGUGUGUCAUUUCAGCUGACAAAUCCCAGCCAGACAAGGCCCUGAGCUUGAUACAAGAUGACUUUGUGGUUAAUCUCAAAGACAUAACCUUGGAACAUCAGGAAUGGCAGAAGAACAGAGUGAAAUUACUCCGAAAUGGUAAAGUGACUCUUGAAACAGAAAACAAAAAGAAAGAAGAGACUUUUCUAGAACCAGAGGGUUCUGAAAGAGCAAAUGCCCUGGCCAGAAUCAAAUACAAGUCUUAUUCUGCAGUUGUUGAGGUUUCCAAAUCCAGGAGACAUCGUCCAAUGCAGUUGGAAUCCUCUGAAUCAGGGUCCCAUUGUGGGAAGUCUCCAAGUCGAAGUAAAAAAGCCAGCAGGACACCACAGCCAGCAAGGAGAGAUCCUUCAGAAGGUGAAAUGCAAGUGGCAAGGGAAACUCUGACUCGGCAUAUUGGGAUGCCAAUAAUCACAGAAGAGGACUCAGAUGAAGGAGAAGUAUCUCUCCCCAAGAGGAGAAGAUUAUGUUAGAGGAUCCAGCUGGAGAAGCACUUAUGUUAAUUUUAAAGAAAGUGAAAAUGUCAGAGGUGCUUGUUUUGGAUACCUUUGAACAUGAAAGAAGUGUCUGGGACCAGAAGCACAUGUGAUGCUGGAAUACUGAUAGUGAGUGGGAUACUGCAGGUCUCUUGUGGUGCCUCUGUUCACCUGCUGAAUGCUUGUGAGAGACUGAAGUUGCUGUGUCCUGGCUGAGCUGGCAAGAGAAGUCUCAGAAAAUAUUUGCCUGUGUAAGACAUGUCUAUAAUCCUUUAUCUCUGAACAUAAGGUUAUUGACUGUUGAAAAUUAAUGCAAUAAAUUAUUUUUCACGGUUGA
Molecule: messenger RNA, 1457 nt
Organism: Passer domesticus (house sparrow)
Lineage: Eukaryota; Metazoa; Chordata; Aves; Passeriformes; Passeridae
Gene: SNAPC1
Product: small nuclear RNA activating complex polypeptide 1
Exons: 10
Coding region: 38-1117 (359 amino acids)
Biological process (GO): snRNA transcription by RNA polymerase III; snRNA transcription by RNA polymerase II
Cellular component (GO): snRNA-activating protein complex
Molecular function (GO): sequence-specific DNA binding
Source: RefSeq, a predicted model, not a curated record